Messenger RNA from Beauveria bassiana ARSEF 2860, 1017 nucleotides. Its product is annotated as aldo-keto reductase yakc. The transcript has 3 exons. Gene Ontology annotation, cellular component: cytoplasm. The record is from RefSeq and is a predicted model, not a curated record. NCBI's taxonomy places the organism in Eukaryota, Fungi, Ascomycota, Sordariomycetes, Hypocreales, Cordycipitaceae. Bases 1 to 1017 code for a protein of 338 amino acids.
AUGUCUCUUCCCACACGAACGCUCGGACGCAAUGGCCCCCAGGUAACUGGCAUCGGGCUGGGCCUCAUGUCCUUUGCGGGAUGGUACAAACAGCAGGACACGAGCGAGGAGACGGCGCUCGCUUUCCUCGAUCGCGCCUAUGAGCUGGGUGAGCGAUUCUGGGACACGGCCGACGUCUACACCAACAGUGAAGCGCGCGUCGGAGCCUGGUUCAAACGCACUGGCAAGCGCAAUGACAUCUUUCUUGCGACCAAGUUUGCCCUACGCAACACGCCCGAGGGCCGCGUCCUCGACAAUGACCCGGCGUACGUCAAGGAGGCUUGCGCCAAGAGUCUCGAAACGCUCGGCAUCGAAACCAUUGAUUUGUACUAUUGCCAUCGCGUGGACGACAAGACGCCAAUUGAACAUACCGUCAAGGCCAUGGCCGAGCUCAAGGCCGAGGGCAAGAUUCGCUACCUCGGACUGUCGGAAUGCUCCGCAGCCACGAUCCGCCGCGCGCAUGCCGUGCAUCCCAUUACCGCGUACCAAGUCGAGUACAACCCUCUCUUCCUCGACAUUGAGUCUCCCCAGAAUGCAAUUCUGCAGACGUGCCGGGAGCUGGGCAUCGCCAUUGUCGCAUACAGCCCCGUGGCACGCGGACUCCUGACAGGUGCGGUCAAGUCGCACGCGCAACUGGCCAAGGACGACUUUCGCGCGGCAGUGCCCAAGUUUGGCGAGGCCAACUUUCCCAAGAUUCUGGCUUUGGUGGACCGCAUCCGUGCCAUUGGCGACAAGCACGGCGCGACACCGGCGCAGGUUUGCCUAGCGUGGGUAGCAGCGCAAGGCGACGACUUUAUCUCGAUCCCGGGCACCACGACGAUAAAGUACCUGGAGGAAAACGUCAACGCGAUACACGUCAAGCUCAGUGCGGAGGAGGUUGCGGAGCUACGCAAAUAUGCCGAGGCGACAGACCUGCCUGGUGAUCGGUACCCGGCUAGCUUUGGUGCUUUGUUCCGUGACGCUGUACCUCUACAGUAA